This is a messenger RNA of Mangifera indica (mango), 3586 nucleotides long. Its product is annotated as probable serine/threonine-protein kinase At1g09600. Gene Ontology annotation, molecular function: ATP binding; cyclin-dependent protein serine/threonine kinase activity; RNA polymerase II CTD heptapeptide repeat kinase activity. Gene Ontology annotation, biological process: positive regulation of transcription elongation by RNA polymerase II; protein phosphorylation. The coding region runs from base 712 to 2862 and encodes 716 amino acids. Gene Ontology annotation, cellular component: cyclin-dependent protein kinase holoenzyme complex; nucleus. The record is from RefSeq and is a predicted model, not a curated record. NCBI's taxonomy places the organism in Eukaryota, Viridiplantae, Streptophyta, Magnoliopsida, Sapindales, Anacardiaceae. The transcript is spliced from 8 exons.
UUAAAAACAAAUCUUCUCAAUAACGGAAACAGAUAAAAACUGUGUGUUUUAUUGUUUUGGACUUAACUUUCACUACCCACAAAUUUUAUUGGCUCUUCGCAUUUCUAGGAUCAACCCCAGAUCCGCAUUUUGCUCUCUCUGUUUUUUUUUUAAUUUUUAAUUUUUUGUUUUUUCGGUUUAUGUUUCUGUUGUGAAUAUUACAGCUCAUUUCACUUGUCCAAAAUAAGGAAGUCUUGUUGAAUUAUUAGGUAAGAUUUUUGGUCAGUUUUGUCUGGUUCUUAGUUGGAUACCUACUUCAUUGGCGUCUGUUGCACCGCAAAUGUUCUUCGUCCUAAACGCAUACAUUUUGUUCAACGGAUUUCCCUUGUACAGUUUCUGAAGUUUCGGUUUGUUCUUUGUUGGUAUGGUUUUGUACUUGUAUUUUCAAUGUUAAAGAGGGGCUUUUUGAUAUGAUUUUGGGAUCUGGGGUUUCUUAAUUUGAUUAAAAGGCUUGGCUUUCUAGUUCAUUUUAGGCCUUUUGUUGUUUUGGGAUCUGGGUUGUGUUGUGAUUUUUAAAUCUUGUAAGUUUUUGGAUCUGGGUUCAUUGGUUUUGAUGGGAUGUAAUUGAUUUGAGAGUUAAGAUAAGUUUAAUGUGUGAAGAGUUGAUUAUAUCUAAUAGUUCCGUGGGUGGAAACUGGUGAUUUUGAAGCAUUAGAAUUAGAAUUAUCAAUUAUGGGCUGCAUUUGCUCGAAAGGAAGUCGAGCAAACCAAUAUGUUGCAGAAAAAAAUGCAAAGGAAUUAACCAAGAAAUCCUCUAAAAGAUUAGGUUCGUUUAAGAAGGAGAAUGUGACUGUGGUGGAGCCGGAAGGUGCCGGUAAUGAAGCCACCACUCGGCUGAUAAAUGAACAACCAUUUGUGGAGGAUGAGGUGGGAAUCUCUGAUCAGGGGGGGGUGGAUAAGAAGGCGAAGUCCCAUCUGCAAAGGCGGGGGAGGGAUGUUGGGAUAGAUGCAGUGCAGCCUCAGAUCAAUAAGAUUAGCAGUUCAGGGGUUGGGGAGAAAGGAGCACAGGUUGUUGCUGGUUGGCCUUCUUGGCUGACUGCGGUGGCUGGCGAAGCGAUCAAUGGAUGGGUGCCGCGAAAGGCUGACUCAUUCGAGAAGUUAGAUAAGAUUGGACAAGGAACUUAUAGCAGUGUGUACAGAGCCCGUGAUCUGGAGAAUAAUAAAUUAGUUGCAUUAAAGAAAGUACGGUUUGCAAAUAUGGAUCCUGAAAGUGUUCGUUUUAUGGCUAGAGAAAUCAUUAUUCUCCGGAGGCUUGAUCACCCAAAUGUCAUGAAGCUUGAAGGUCUAAUUACUUCAAGGGUGUCUGGAAGUAUAUAUCUGAUAUUUGAAUACAUGGAGCAUGAUCUCACAGGGCUUGCAGCAAAAUCUGGGGUUAAGUUCACUGAGGAACAGAUUAAAUGUUACAUGCAGCAGCUACUCCGAGGACUUGAACAUUGCCAUAGUCGUGGGAUUUUGCACCGGGACAUCAAAGGCUCAAAUCUUUUAUUAGAUUAUAAUGGCAAUCUCAAGAUUGGUGAUUUUGGGCUGGCAACUUUCUUCCAAUCUCCUCAGAAGCAGCCUUUGACAAGUCGUGUAGUAACGUUGUGGUACAGACCACCUGAGCUUUUGCUUGGUUCUACAGAAUAUGGAGCUUCAGUGGAUUUGUGGAGCACUGGGUGCAUUCUUGCUGAAUUGUUUGUUGGGAAGCCUAUCAUGCCUGGAAGAACGGAGGUGGAGCAAUUGCAUAAGAUCUUCAAACUUUGUGGGUCACCAUCUGAAGAGUACUGGAAAAGAUCAAAAUUGCCGCAUGCCACCAUUUUCAAACCGCAACAUCCUUACAAGCGAUGUGUUGCUGAGACUUUCAAGGACUUCCCAUCAUCAGCCUUGUCCCUUUUGGAAGUACUUCUUGCAACUGAACCUGAUGUCCGUGGAACAGCUACUUUGGCACUUCAAAGUGAGUUCUUCACAACAAAACCACUACCUUGUGACCCAUCGAGUUUGCCCAAGUAUCCACCGAGCAAGGAGUUUGAUGUCAAGCUUCAACAGGACACCAGAAACAGGAAAGGAGCUGCUGGUGGUAAAGGACAUGCUCACGGGACAAUAAGAAAAGUUUCCAACGAAUCUAAGGCUGUGCCUGCACCAGAUGCCAAUGCUGAGUUGCCUGCAUCCAUACAGAAGCGGCAAAGACAGCCUAAUCCUAUAAGCUGUAGUGAAAAUUACAAUCCUGAAGAGGAAUCUGGCUCUGACUUUCCUAUUGAGCCAGUGAAAGGACUAACACGAAAUGGAUGCUCCUAUUCGGGUCAAUUAAAGCAAGCCAGUAAUUUAGGAACUACAUGGAGUAGGAUGACGAGUGAGAAUGAACAUUUUACAGGUCCUAGUGGGCCAUUUGGCUCUCCCAGCGGAGCUGCAGAUUUGAAAAAUACAAGAUCUUACAUCCAACCCUGUGCAGCCAGUUUUUCCAGAUUUUCCAACUCAGUUGCAGAUAGAGGCCGUUCACAAUUAGAUUGUAGCACAGAGAGUAGAGUGAAUUGGAAGUGGGGCGAUGACUCUGUAAAGCAUGACCGGUCAACUUUGCUGGACAAGUCAAAGUCUUCUUUUAAGAAGGAUGUGCAACUAUCUGGAAAAGAUUCUUCAGUGGGUUAUACAUCCAAGAAGAACCGAAUCCAUUUCUCUGGACCAUUGAUGCCACCAGGAGAAAAACUUGAGGAAAUGCUGAGAGAACAUGAGAGGCAAAUCCAGAAAGCUGUCCGAAAAGCUCGUGUUGACAAAACCAAGACCCAGAAAACCUACAGCGAUAAUGUACAAACAGAGUCUCUUCUUCACAAUGGGAGGGAUGACAGGUGAUAGUAGAAAGGAAACUCUUACAUCCCUGUUUUUUGAUCCAGAAGGCCUCGACAUGAUCCAUUUUGCUUCACAUACUAGGAAGAAACAAAUUUACUGUGAAUCUGACUAUUCUCAUCCCAAAAUAAUCUUGUCGAUAAACGGUCAUACAUAGAUUCCAUCUCACAAGACAAAAUAAUUUUUACAACCAGAUAGUCGCUGCCGAGUUCUAACCAUAGAAAAAAAAAACACACUUAUGAUUCGAAGAGGUAGACAGGUGAAGCAAAUUAAAGUUAUUGCUGAAUAUAAAUUUGUGGUGGCGGAUUUUGAGGUAGACACAUUAAUCAUUUUUGGUUGUUUAAGGAGUAGAUCUCUUAAGCAAAUUGCUGCAAGAGGUAUACCUUGUACAGCUAAAAUAUUAUUUUACAUAGAAUCAAAAUUUUACCUCAUUAUAUGUAUAGACCAAAGUGAUCUUAAUCUAAAUAUAGUGAAUUUAUCAUCACAGGCUGAAGGGUUUCUUCUUCAAGUUUUUUAAUGUAAUUCAUACGGCUUGUUUUAUGGCCUGCUUCUGUGAAGAACUUAGCAAGCAUAGCAGAAUAGUUUCUGCAACAGGAUUUGUGAUUGUAUUGAGCUGCCUUGUAAAUUUAGUUGUUUGCAAUCAGUUUUAUAGAAAUCUGUUCACUUGUUCAGAGUUGUACAUGUAUCAACAUAAAGUUGAUUUUCAAUCUGAUACUGGAUUUGAUUGGGU